Messenger RNA from Mollisia scopiformis, 1954 nucleotides. RefSeq names its product SWR1-complex protein 4. The record is from RefSeq and is a predicted model, not a curated record. The coding region runs from base 139 to 1770 and encodes 543 amino acids. NCBI's taxonomy places the organism in Eukaryota, Fungi, Ascomycota, Leotiomycetes, Helotiales, Mollisiaceae. Gene Ontology annotation, molecular function: transcription corepressor activity. Gene Ontology annotation, cellular component: NuA4 histone acetyltransferase complex; Swr1 complex. Gene Ontology annotation, biological process: DNA repair; chromatin remodeling; negative regulation of transcription by RNA polymerase II. The transcript has a single exon.
AUUUCAUCAUCGAACAAGAGGACAGCUCACAAUAACACCUCCAUUACACAGGUUUGAUAGGAUUUUUCCGAUAGUCCUUCCUUCGGCGCACGUUAUCAAUUUCUGCAGCGCGAUAGCGAAUAGCGGCGGCGGCUCAACAUGACUUCCCACGAUGUCCGCGACAUGCUAGAUCUCCCAGGAGAGGCAGCCCCGAGACCGAUCAAGAAAGCAAAGCUUACGGGCCCGCGACCAGUUCUCAAAGGUCUUGCGCGAGAGGUUCAGAAUCUAGGAGGCGAUAAUCCGAUUGCAAUUGUACCAGAGACUACAACCUUCAAGAAGAAGAGGUUUGGCAGCAGGAAACCAGCGGCGAAGUGGGAAAAUCAAUCUUUCAGGAACUCCGCCAGAGAGGAUGAAACGCUGGUCUUGAAGCACUGGAGGAGGAAGGCAGAGUCGCCUGCAGUUGCGCCUGGAGACGAGGGAACGGCUGCGCCGAACGAGGUCAAGCUGGAGGACUCUACAUUUGCGAAGUACAAUGUCAAGGUCAUUACUGCCGAGUACAAUGAUGAACAGUAUCAAAAGCAUCUCCUUAGUGAGGAUUGGUCAAGAGACGAGACGGAUUAUCUGGUAUCGAUGGUACGGGACUAUGAUAUGAGAUGGCCUGUUAUUUGGGAUCGAUACGAGUACCAACCACCAGCUAUAACUCUGGAUCCACAAGCUGCCGAACUGGCUAUCGUUACGGCUUCGAAGCCUAGGACUCUAGAGGAUCUCAAGGCGCGGUACUACAGUGUCGCAGCGACUAUGAUGAAAGUGCACAAGGCUCCAGAGACGAUGGUUGCGGCGGAGUACGAGCUAAUGGAGAAGAUGGCAAGCUUCAAUCCUCAACAGGAAGCUCAGCGGAAGCUUUUCGCGGAGGCUGCUUUCCAGAGGACAAGAGAGGAAGCGAGGGAAGAGGAGAGCCUAUUGAUAGAGCUCAAGCGAAUUCUUGCCAGGUCAGAGAAGUUGUCUGAGGAGCGGCGAGAGCUUUAUGCCAGACUCGACGCACCAGCAAGCACGGGCAACAUCGGCGUCUUCACUACGAGCCAAGGCUUGCAGCAGUUGCUUCAGCAGCUUAUGCAAGCUGACAAAACCAAGAAGAGGAAAUCACUUAUGGGCCCAGAUGGUACCAGUCCUGCAGGUCCGAGCGGAUUAAAUCAGCAAGCCAGCUUCGACCGCCGUGACAGUACUGUUCGCGGUGAAUCUAUUUCUGGCCCCAGUGGAACGAACAACAAGAAAGGUCCAUCUCAGGGUCAGACGGAGCGUCGUCAACUCAGUGCAGAAGAGGAGAUACUCUAUGGCGUCCGGCAUUUUGAUCGAAUUACAAGCAGUGGUCCAGCUUUCCGAGCUGAGAGGAUUAACAAGCCCAUUACAAGCAAAUCUUCUAUUCAGCAACAGAAGAUGCUUAGCGUCCUUACCGAAUUGGGUAUUCCGCACCGUCUCAUCAUGCCUACAUAUGCUGUGGGAGAGGCUUUUGACCAUUUAUUGACGAAUAUCAAUCUGUUGCUUGAGCAAAGGAAAGUCACGGAGAAGAUUCAAAGCGAGAUCAAUACCAUUCUUGCGAUCAAGAAGCAAAAAGAAGAAGAGGCAGAAUCGAAACAAAUCUUGAGACAGCCAGAAGCAGUCUCCGGCAGCGGUGAUGUGAAGGUAGAGGAAGUAGAGAGGGAAAAGAGUGCUGCGCCAAGUAUCAAUGGACGCAAGCGUAGCGCUAGUGUGAUGAGUGCGGUCAGUGAGAGUACCAAACGACAAAAGAAGUGAAAUGGUAGCCUUUCAGGACUUGUAUAUUUAGCUGUACACAUAGUAAGGGUUCAGCCGACCUCGGUGGCUUUGCAUGACUUACGCUUUAGAGCAUCGAAUUUUUAGCCAAACAUAGCAUGCUUCGAGCUUUGCUUUAAAAGAGGUUCUUGGCAACUCGCUCGAGUCUAGCUUCAAUCAAUCCUGC